Molecule: messenger RNA, 3434 nt
Organism: Talpa occidentalis (Iberian mole)
Lineage: Eukaryota; Metazoa; Chordata; Mammalia; Eulipotyphla; Talpidae
Gene: GBA2
Product: glucosylceramidase beta 2
Exons: 18
Coding region: 361-3120 (919 amino acids)
Biological process (GO): glucosylceramide catabolic process; central nervous system development; carbohydrate metabolic process
Cellular component (GO): membrane
Molecular function (GO): beta-glucosidase activity; glucosylceramidase activity
Source: RefSeq, a predicted model, not a curated record
GGUGACUGUCACCACACACUCCAGUGCCUCCCCAGCCAGAAACACAGGACCCCGACUCAGCUCAGCCACCACUUCAAUCAUGGCUGCUCCCGAAUAAAACCUAGAAGAAAACAAGGGGGGCGGGGGUCAGAGGACCCAAAGAGAAGACCGAGGGGGAGCCGGAGGCGGCUUCAUUGCGGCCGCUGACACCGCCGCAGCGGGAGUGGCUCCUCCGCCCCACGGGGACGGCUCAGCUCGGCUUUCCCCCGCGCCGGGCCCUCCGGGACUUCACUUAGCGAGCGCCGCGUUGGCGCUUGGCUGGCGAGACCUCACCGAAAGACCGGGACCCGGGGCCAUCGAGGUCGUGGGGAUCCAGGGAACAUGGGGACAAGAGUCCCAGCCUCAGAACAGAUGAGCUGUGCCAAAGGGGAUCCACAGGUUUAUUGCCCUGAAGAUACCGGAGGCACGGAAGCUGUGCAGAUCUCAGACUUCGAGAGCCUGAAGGACAAUCAACCCCCAAAUGAACUGGGCUGCUGCAAUCCUGAGGGCUCUGGGCAGCUGAUGGCUUCCUAUGAGGGUAAAGCCAAGGGCUACCAGGUGCCUCCCUUUGGCUGGCGCAUCUGCCUGGCUCACGAAUUUGCAGAGAAAAGGAAACCCUUUCAUGCCAACAAUGUCUCUCUGAGCUACGCGAUAAAGCAUCUGGGCAUGGGCUUCAGGUACUUGCGGUGGUGGUACCAGAAAACCCAGGUGGAGAAGAAGACACCUUUCAUUGACCUCCUCAAUUGUGUACCCCUGAGACAGAUCUACGGUUGUCCCUUGGGUGGCAUUGGAGGAGGCACUAUCACCCGUGGCUGGAGAGGCGAGUUCUGUCGUUGGCAGCUUAACCCUGGAAUGUACCAGCACAGGACAGUCAUCGCUGACCAAUUCACAGUAUGCUUGCGUCGGAAAGGGCAGACUGUGUACCAGCAAGUCCUGUCUGUGGAGCGCCCGAGUGUACUGCGCAGCUGGAACUGGGGCCUGUGUGGGUACUUUGCAUUCUACCAUGCCCUCUAUCCUCGAGCCUGGACUGUCUAUCAGCUUCCUGGACAGAAUGUCACCCUUACCUGCCGCCAGAUCACACCCAUCUUACCCCACGACUACCAGGACAGCAGCUUGCCGGUAGGAGUCUUUGUGUGGGAUGUGGAAAAUGAAGGAGAUGAAGCCCUGGAUGUGUCCAUCAUGUUUUCCAUGAGGAAUGGACUAGGAGGUGAAGAUGAUGCCCCAGGGGGCUUGUGGAAUGAGCCCUUCUGUCUGGAUCGUGAUGGGGAGACAGUAAAGGGGCUGCUGCUGCAUCAUCGAACCCUUCCGAACCCUUACACAAUGGCUGUAGCUGCACGAUGCACGGCAGAAACAACAGUAACCCACAUUACAGCCUUUGACCCUGACGGCACUGGGCAGCAGGUGUGGCAAGAUCUCCUUCAGGAUGGACAGCUGGACUCCCCCGCUGGCCCAGGCACCCCCUCCCAGAAGGGAAUCGGCACCGCCGGGGCUGUGUGUGUCUCAGGCAAGCUGCCGCCUCGGGGCCAGUGCCGGCUGGAGUUCUCACUGGCUUGGGACAUGCCCAAGAUCACUUUCGGAGCGAAGGGCCAGGACCACUACAGACGGUACACAAGGUUCUUUGGCCAAGAUGGUAAUGCAGCACCUGCCCUUAGCCACUACGCCCUGUGCAGAUAUGCAGACUGGGAAGAAAAGAUCUCGGCUUGGCAGAGCCCAAUAUUGGAUGACAGGUCCUUGCCCGCCUGGUACAAAUCUGCACUGUUCAAUGAAUUAUAUUUUUUGGCUGAUGGAGGCACAGUAUGGCUGGAAGUUCCUGAGGACUCUGUACCGGAGGAGUUGGGGGACAGCAUGUGUCAGCUCCGUCCCAUCCUAUGGGAAUACGGUCGAUUUGGCUACCUUGAAGGUCAGGAAUACCGCAUGUACAACACAUACGAUGUCCACUUUUAUGCUUCCUUCGCCCUCAUCAUGCUCUGGCCCAAACUCGAGCUCAGCCUGCAGUAUGACAUGGCUCUGGCAACUCUCGGGGAGGACCUGACACAGCGACGGUACCUGAUGAGUGGGGUAACAGCACCUGUAAAAAGGAGGAAUGUCAUCCCCCACGAUAUUGGGGACCCAGAUGACGAGCCAUGGCUCCGCGUCAAUGCAUAUCUAAUUCAUGAUACUGCUGACUGGAAGGACCUGAACCUGAAGUUUGUGCUACAGGUUUAUAGGGACUACUAUCUGACUGGUGACCGGGGCUUCCUGAGGGACAUGUGGCCUGUUUGUCUGGCCGUGAUGGAGUCUGAAAUGAAGUUUGACAAGGACCAAGAUGGACUCAUUGAGAAUGGAGGCUAUGCAGAUCAGACCUAUGAUGGAUGGGUCACCACAGGCCCCAGUGCUUACUGUGGAGGAUUAUGGCUGGCAGCUGUGGCUGUGAUGGUCCAGAUGGCUGCUCUGUGUGAGGCACAAGACAUCCACGAUAAGUUUUCUUCCAUCCUCAGCCGGGGCCAAGAAGCCUAUGAGAGACUGCUGUGGAAUGGUCGCUAUUACAACUAUGAUUGCAGCUCUCAGCCUCAGUCCUGUAGCAUCAUGUCUGACCAGUGUGCUGGCCAAUGGUUCCUGAGGGCCUGUGGCCUAGGAGAAGGAGACACUGAGGUAUUUCCUACUCCACAUGUGGUCCGUGCUCUCCAAACUAUCUUUGAGCUCAAUGUUCAGGCCUUUGCAGGAGGGACCAUGGGGGCUGUGAAUGGGAUGCAGCCCCAUGGCGUCCCAGAUAGAUCCAGUAUCCAGUCUGAUGAAGUCUGGGUGGGCGUGGUCUACGGUCUGGCUGCCACCAUGAUCCAGGAGGGCCUGACUUGGGAGGGUUUCCAGACAGCCGAAGGCUGCUACCGUACCGUGUGGGAGCGCCUGGGCCUGGCCUUCCAGACUCCUGAGGCAUAUUGCCAGAAGCAGGUGUUCCGCUCACUGGCCUACAUGCGACCACUGAGCAUCUGGGCCAUGCAGCUGGCCCUGCAGCAGCAGCAGCAGAAAAAAGCCUCCAGGCCAAUAGCCAAGCAGGGCACAGGACUAAGCACUGAGCUUAAAUUUGGACCAAAGGAAGCUAUAGCAAACCUGAGCCCAAAGUGAGCCCUCUGAACUGUGGGAAGGAGGUGCCAGCAGCCCAGCCUCCCACCUGGAUGUCCCUCCUUACUCACCCCACCACCCACCCCUGCCAGUCUCCUGCAACCCUGAGCCACCAAGACAAUCACACACCUUCCCUUCUCCCCUUUCUCCCCACAAUCACCCCAGUAAAGAGGGGAUGAGGGUGACCAAGGCUUCAGAAUCACUUAUUUAUUUCCUCCUCCCUUCCCCUCACUGCAUGCAAUGUUCAAGCUCAGUUGAUUCCUCCAGGCCCAUUCAUGGGGUGAUAGAUGGGUACAAAUGAAAGAGCCAGAAAGCCA